GCGGAGGAGGAGCCCAGCGGAGAGUCACAGUCUGUAGAAAUGUAGAAUUUAACCAUUGGUUUCGCCUCGGAAAAACGUUUUAUCACACCGGACAAAAAUUAGACAUCUGUGAAAUUGUGAAAAUACAUUUCAUGAUGCAACCCGCGACUGAAAAGUGAUUUAAAACGUCCCUUUUGCACUUUCCCAAGGGUUUCGUUGGGAACGUUGCUUGACCAAAUCACAGAGCAACAUACCGAUUGCAGAGGUCACAAAUACGGCUAGCUAGUGGUUUUAUUUGGAGUCUUCAAAUGCCAAGUAUCCGGUUUUAUCCAGCCUAUGACUUGCUCACUUGACGCAUCUUAACCACAUCCAUAUGGCUCUAGGUUGGAUGUGGGAAAUAAGAAAUCUGUGCUGCUAGCUAACAUUUCACAGCUGUUGCCAGCGAGUGUAACGGCCGGAAAGGACGCGCGGUCCCCCGUCCACAGGAUAACCGAACUGCCGGUAAUUUCUAAACACUUUAAGGAGAAAGUUUACACCGAAGCGUUAUUAUCGGGUUUUUGGACGGUUAUCCGACGACCAUGCCCUCGUCUAAAUAGCCUUGGUGGAGGUCGAGGAUGGCCGCAGACGUGGAUAAAAGAAUCCCCGAGGAUGAGAGCAAAAUUUCGCCGCAGGAGAGGCACCAGAGACCGGGCUCUGGAUCCUGGAUCUACCGGGGGAUGUGGACCCUGCUGAUAGUCGGUGCUGUCCCUCUUCUCGCUUUCGGGAUCAAGUAUUACCAAGAUGCCCAGCUCGUCAAACGACACGAGGAGAGUGUUCGGACUCUGGGUGCCGAGGGGCUUUUUCUCUUCUCCUCCUUAGACACCGACCACGACCUCUAUCUCAGCCCGGAGGAGUUUAAACCCAUUGCAGAGAAACUCACAGGGAUUACACCCCCUGUGGACAUUGAAGAGGAAGUAAUCCAUGACCCCAAUGGAGAGACUUUGACCUUGGAGGCCACAAUGCAGCCUCUGCUGCUCGACUCUAUGACUAAGAGCAAGGAUGGUUUCCUUGGGGUUUCUCACAGCUCUCUGAGUGGGCUGAGGUCUUGGAAAACCCCAGCAGUGCCUUCAUCCACCUUCUCUGCCAGCCAGUUCAGGGUCUUCUUGCCCCCAAAGAACAAGGUCGAAGUGGGAGACACGUGGUGGGUGAUUCCCAGCGAGCUCAACAUCUUUACUGGAUACCUGCCCAACAAUCGUUAUCAUCCUCCCACACCAAAAGGCAAAGAGGUACUCAUCCACUCCUUGCUGAGUAUGUUCCACCCUCGUCCCUUCAUCAAAUCACGUUUUGCUCCUCAGGGCACAGUCGCCUGCAUCCGUGCCAGCAACGACUUUUAUUAUGACAUCGUCUUCAGGAUUCAUGCAGAGUUCCAGCUCAACGAUGUUCCAGACUUUCCCUUCUGGUUCACCCCGGGCCAGUUCACUGGUAACAUCAUCCUCUCCAAGGACGCUUCUCAUGUCCGCCGCUUCCACCUCUAUGUCCCUAAUGACAGGUCUCUGAAUGUGGACAUGGAGUGGCUGUACGGGGCCAGUGAGAGCAGCAACAUGGAGGUGGACAUCGGAUACCUGCCGCAGUUAGAGCUGCAGUCCACUGGCCCGUCCACUCCGUCCAUCAUCAUGGACGAGGAGGGCAACAUCAUCGACAGUCAGGACGGCGACGGUGAGCCGAUCCAGUUUGUCUUUGAGGACAUCCACUGGACCUCAGAGAUCAGUCAGCAAGAGGCCACUCGACGCCUGGAGGUCACCCUCUACCCCUUCAAGAAGGUGUCCUACCUGCCUUUUUCAGAGGCCUUUGAGCGAGCUGAAGCAGAGAAGAAGCUGGUGCAUUCCAUUCUGCUUUGGGGAGCAUUAGACGACCAGUCCUGCUGAGGUUCGGGGCGAACUCUCCGGGAGACAGUCCUGGAAAGUUCGCCCGUCCUGGCCCUGCUCAACCAAAGCUUCAUCAGCAGCUGGUCUCUGGUCAAAGAGCUGGAGAACAUGCAGGCUGAUGAGCAGAACCCUGUGUUGAGUGAAAAGGCCCGCUUACAUCUGGAGAAGUACAAUUUCCCUGUGGAGAUGAUGGUGGCACUGCCUAAUGGAACCAUUGUCCACCAUAUCAAUGCCAACUUCUUCCUGGACCAGACAGCCAUGAAACCAGAGGAGGAAGGAGCAACUUUCAGCUUCUCUGCUGGGUUUGAGGACCCCUCCACAUCCACUUACAUCAGCUUCCUGAAAGAGGGGUUGGAGAAAGCCAAGGAGUACCUGGCACAGUAGUGUGUGUGUGUGUAUGUGUGUAUGUGUGUAUGUGUGUGUGUAUGUGUGUAUGUGUGUGUGUGGUGGAGCUUGAAUGGCUAAACUGGAGGAAAUGAUCAUUGUUCCUCUGGGUAAUGAUCCAAGAUAAAGAAAACCCUCCAGCAAUUAUGUAGAGAAGCUUUCUCAUCAGUGUCGGCAGCUGGGAAACGUUUUUGCCUUCUAUCCUAUUUGUUACUAUUUAUUUGGGCGUCUCUCCUGGUCAGAAAUGAAGUUUUCUACGCAGUAUUUGUAUGGUAACAGUACAUACUGUCUACUGUUCUGUUACUGUCAAUAUAGUACAUUUUAAUGAAAUACAAAGGCCUUGCACUGAGCAGUAGCAAAUACGUAAACACAUUUAGACCUGCUCUCUCUGCUUGUAGCUGCUAAUUAAUGUAGACAGAGCCCUGCCAAGUCAUUGUUGAAUGCGAGUGCCCAUGCCAUCCUAAAGACAAAUCAUAAGUGCAUCACAACACAAUGUAACCUUUGACAUUUCUCCUUUUAUAUUCUGGUGUUGCAUGUGCAAUAUUUAAUGACUGAGUGUGUUUUCCUGCUGCUGGAUGUACCCAGAGACAGAGCUGGUGCAGUUUGUUGCCUCCAGCUGUGUUUCAGCAGUUUGUGAAGACUUUGCCUGAAAGCUCUCUGCGGGCCGGGCAACGCCUGAUGUUCUUGCUGAGGCUUUCUGGAGGGAACACCCUUCUCUGUCUCAGGGGACGAACGCAGCAGGAAAAAAAAAAAAAAAAGAAAACUGGACUGUGGCACAUAAAAUGAUUAAUUCAGUUGUUUUCUUGUAGUUUUUGAGUUUGAAACCAAAUGUUGAAAUAUUUUGCAGAUUUUCUGUUUAGAGGAAGAUGUGACCACACCAAAGAACAUUGUUUUUAAAAUGUACAGUAGCUGGCUUACAGCUGCUGAGCACAAAGAAAUUCAAUAGGUUGCUGGCCCACUUGGUUCAUAUUUAUGUAACUCAAUGGAACCAAAUGGUUGUUAUCUUUGCUAAAUUGUUUGAUCCUUGAACUGAAAGGCACAUGAUACCGUAUACUGUUAUUCUCUUUCAGGCUCCAGUCAAAAUAAUGUAUUUGCUUGUGUGUUGAGCUACACAAAGAGGAAAUUCUUGAUAUUUUAAGGGGAAAAAAGAAAAGAGUCCUCUUCAAGUCCUAAUUUCUGUUUUUAGUGUGAAACAAGAACCCAGGGAUCAAGAAAACUCAUCUGAAUUAGUAACAGUGAAUUUUGAUAAAUGAGAAUAACAUUAAGUUGGAAAAUGACAAGAUUCUGUCAAUAUGAAAUAUCUGACAGUUUGGAGCCUUUAGGGGGAAAACACUUAUUCUGUAACCUACCAGUGCCAUUUUUUUUACAAGGUGAAAUAAAAGUCUUUUGGGGUU
Molecule: messenger RNA, 3661 nt
Organism: Lates calcarifer (barramundi perch)
Lineage: Eukaryota; Metazoa; Chordata; Actinopteri; Centropomidae
Gene: selenon
Product: selenoprotein N
Exons: 12
Biological process (GO): calcium ion homeostasis; skeletal muscle fiber development
Cellular component (GO): endoplasmic reticulum membrane
Source: RefSeq, a predicted model, not a curated record